Messenger RNA from Dermacentor andersoni, 1632 nucleotides. RefSeq names its product NECAP-like protein CG9132. The record is from RefSeq and is a predicted model, not a curated record. Gene Ontology annotation, biological process: endocytosis. Gene Ontology annotation, cellular component: membrane; clathrin vesicle coat. NCBI's taxonomy places the organism in Eukaryota, Metazoa, Arthropoda, Arachnida, Ixodida, Ixodidae.
UCGCGCCGCCAGGGGCCACUCCCGCCACUGCAAUCACCGACAGUAUGGAAGACUACGAGAGCGUUUUGCUCGUUAAAAACGAAGUUUUCGUCUACAAAAUACCACCGCGGACGACAAACAGAGGUUACAGGGCUGCUGACUGGAAGCUUGACGCUCCAGAAUGGAAAGGGCGUAUGAGGCUGGUCACAAAGGGCAAGGAGUGCUUUCUGAAACUCGAGGACAAGAUUUCGGGUGAAUUGUUUGCCAAAUGCCCAAUCGACAAGUACCCGGGUAUUGCAGUUGAGGCUGUAAUGGAUUCAAGCCGCUACUUUGUCAUUAGACUGCAAGAUGACAAUGGCCGUGCAGCAUUCAUUGGAAUUGGUUUCGCAGACCGAGGUGACUCGUUCGACUUGAAUGUUGCUCUUCAAGACCAUUUCAAGUGGCUUGAGAAGAGUGAGGAGUUGGAGAAAGGUGCUACUGAUCCCAGUCAGCCACAUUUGGACCUCAGUUUCAAGGAAGGCCAAACGAUCAAGAUCAACAUGAACAUUGGUCAGAAGUCUGGCUCGGGCAAGAGCAGACCCAGGGCUGCCGCCUCCGGCAGUGGCUUGCUGCCGCCGCCACCAGGAGGCGUCAAGCUGCCUCCGCCGACCUCACAGCUCAGCAGUGGCCUCCGACCACCUCCGUCGAGUCCGGCCACGGCUCAGACGCCCGAGGGCAACGGAGACUCCUCCUCGCCCUCGCCCGCCUCCUUGCCUGCAGCGGUCAAAGCUGGAGCAGUGGGGAACCUGUUGGACCUGAGCCCACCAAAGGAAGCUCCCCCUUCGCUUUUGCCUGGUGAUGGUCCAGCUGGAAACACGACAUCGGUAGCACCGGCAGCAGCCACUUCCGCUGACCCCUGGGGUGACUUUGCCAGUGCUCCCGUUGUACCACCAGACAGCAGCAGCAGCACACCAUCACAGCAGUCUUCGAAUCAAGAGGCCUGGAUUCAAUUCUGAGCCAUCCCAACACCUCCUGCAGGCACCCUCCAGUGAAUGCGAAAGAAGGCGCAGUUAUGAGGCACAUUCCAUUUUCCUUCCCGUCUUCUCCAUGUUUCCUUCCUUCCAACUUUUCCCGUCUCAAGUGUUCAGCUAAGACUGUAAAGAAAAAAAAAACCACUACCCCAUCCAUCUGUGGAUGGUUGUUUCUUGUACAUAAGUUAUAAAUAUUUAUAAUAUAUAUAUAUAUACAUUGUGGUGUACACACAACUCGCGCGCUGCUUAUUAGCUUUUGCUUUUCCUUGAAGUCUAGAUAUAGGAGUUAUUUUCUUACUCUUAUUGUUAGAAAAAAGGAAAUGUGAUACUACAUCUGGCCAGAUGGGCUGUGGAAAGCUUAGCUCAUGCCCAGAUGGUGCAGUCUUCUUUCAUUUCUUUGUUUUGGAAAGAGGGGUCUUCACACUGAAAAAGUUUGUUCAUUGUUUCCUCCAUGUGCUUAAAAAGAAAAGUGUCCUCUGUACUUAGAUAGGUGUGCCGCGUGUUAGACGACGGAAUUCAUGUUCGUGCCUGGCCUAGGAAGAACCAACGUCAUUGCUUAGAGAGGAAACCUGGUUUUUGCGUGGAUGUCGUGCAUGUAAGUGGCGGCACAAAUGCAACGAAAGUAAAUGUUUGCAAACGAGAA